GUGACGCAAAGGAAAACCCCAUGGAGGAAGCAGGAAGUUCGCCCACGAAGAAAGAAGUGAACUGAUAAACAGUACACAAAGAAGCUAAAGACGCAAACAAACUUACACGUAUUUAUCGCAAUGGCCGGCAUUAAAGCACUGGUUGGUCUGUCCUUCAGUGGUGCUAUUGGCCUCACCUUUCUUCUGCUGGGCUGUGCACUGGAACAGUAUGGGGUGUACUGGCCAUUGUUUGUCCUGAUUUUCUACGUAUUAAGCCCCAUCCCAACCUUCAUAGCUCGGCGCCUCAGUGAUGACACGGACUCUUCCAGCAAUGCAUGUAGAGAGCUGGCCUACUUCUUAACAACUGGCAUUGUCGUAUCAGCAUUUGGGCUUCCCAUUAUUCUGGCUCGCAAAAGUGCAAUCGCGUGGGGAGCCUGCGGUCUGGUGAUGACAGGAAAUGCUGUCAUCUUCCUCACCAUCCUUGGCUUUUUUGUUGUGUUCGGAGGUGGGGACGACUUCAGCUGGGAGCAGUGGUAGAGUGCCGUCGGACAGCAGACAGACAAAAAGAACAGAUGAUGAAUGGAUGGGUGGGUGGGUGGGUAGGUGGAUAGAUGAAUGGAUCUUUUGCAGACUGAGGGGGUUAGUGUGUCCUGCACUAAGUGGGGGAUGAUGUCCAUGUAGAAGCAUCAAAAAAUCCAAAUUUCUGAUUGUGUUUUAAUGUUGAUAUCAGUUCUAGGGAGCAUCAGGAUCGUAUACUACCUUAUGUGCCCUAUUAAAGUGCCUUGAGUGUGGGACCAGAGACACUAAUAAUGCCUAAACCCCUCUUAUGCUGCAAUACCAUCGCUAUCACCUAUUAUCACCUUUACCCAUGUAUUUUUAGCUUGUGUUGCCUUUGUUCCAACCCCCAAAUCACUCUCCUCAUUGCCACUCAUGGCUAUUCCAUUACGUCUCAGUUAAUCAGCAUCAUAAAGGGAUCCUAAAGAGUAACUCUAUUGUAAUAUGCAUCGCAAUGCUCAUCUGUCCUUAUCGUUCAAGGUAGGAAUGGUUUUACCCAACUAUGGCUCGCUUCUUUUUAGCACUGCUGCUGUAAAAAUCAUUAUGGCAGGGCAAGUUAUCUUAAUCCCUGCUCUCUCACAGCUAGCUCUAGGUACCUAAUCAGGUAUGGACAUGCUAUAUUUAUGUAGAUGUGUUGUGUUUUUUAGUUUUCAUUUUGAAGCGUGACUUUAAAGCCUUACUUUUUGUUCUGGUGCAAUUGUUUACAUUCUCACCAAAGAUCAAUUCAGACUGCAAAAUUUGACAAGAUCCACCACUGAAGUGUGGGUUUUGACCUGUGCUGCGCAGCACUGUGAUCCGUAAAAAACUCUCCCAAGGCUUGAGAAAAAGUUCUCUUUAGUGAAUAUUGUUCAUCAAAGGAUAUAUGUUCAGUUAUUGUGCGAACAGUCUAAACAUAAUACCCACUGUCCUUUUUAUAUUCCUGCAGAUGACACAGAAUAUCAUAAUACUGACAAAAACAUGUUUUGAAUUUGUGUGUUAUAUUUUUAUGUAUUAAAUAAAAAAUACAUACAUGCAUAUUUUAAGCCAUUUAACUUCGCAAGUGCCUGUCACACAUGGUGAAUAUUUUUGAUGGAAAGGAAGAAAAAAUUCUGUUCAAGAUUUUAAUAAGUUUUGUGUUUCACAAUCAGGGGCCGUGAAAGUCUGGAACUGUAAAUCAAUUUUACAUCCUUCUGUUCAGUUUGACUACUGUCAUUAGGUGGCUCUCUAUGAGCUUCGUUUGUUGAGCCCACUUCAUCAAGACCAUCAGAAAUGUUUUGACAAUGUAGUUUCAAGUAACACACUGUAUAUUAAGUGCUUUCUUUGGUUCCCGAUUCACAAUAGCUUUACAUGGGAUCUGUUAUUCUGUUUGUCACACUAUUGCAUUUUCAAUAUUCCCUCAAAACACUAAAGAGUGCCUGAGAGCGCUCAAAUGUUAUUUUAUUAAAGCUCCUGACUGCAUUUUGUUUUCUAACAAUUAAAACUGUAUA
Sphaeramia orbicularis (orbiculate cardinalfish) is the source of this 2000-nucleotide messenger RNA. RefSeq names its product leptin receptor gene-related protein. The transcript is spliced from 4 exons. Lineage: Eukaryota; Metazoa; Chordata; Actinopteri; Kurtiformes; Apogonidae. Gene Ontology annotation, biological process: negative regulation of growth hormone receptor signaling pathway; late endosome to vacuole transport via multivesicular body sorting pathway. The record is from RefSeq and is a predicted model, not a curated record. Gene Ontology annotation, cellular component: endosome. Bases 121 to 516 code for a protein of 131 amino acids.